Dreissena polymorpha is the source of this 786-nucleotide messenger RNA. Its product is annotated as keratin-associated protein 6-2-like. The coding region runs from base 1 to 786 and encodes 261 amino acids. The record is from RefSeq and is a predicted model, not a curated record. The transcript is spliced from 2 exons. NCBI's taxonomy places the organism in Eukaryota, Metazoa, Mollusca, Bivalvia, Myida, Dreissenidae.
AUGCUGAAGACUGUUGCUAUCCUGUUGCUAGGCGCCAUGGCAGCCAACGCACGGUGGAACGGCUAUGAUAACAACGACGAUGAAUGGGGCUACUACAGAGGUGGUAUUGGCAAGGGAGGAAUCAUCGGUGGUUACGGAAUCGGCGGUGGUUACGGAAAGGGUUACGGAUCCGGAAUAGGAGGUGGACUCAUCGGAGGUUACGGAAUCGGUGGUGGUUACGGAAUCGGCGGUGGUUACGGAAAGGGUUACGGAUCCGGCAUUAUCGGAGGUUCCGGAAUCGGCGGUGGUUACGGAAAGGGUUACGGAUCCGGAAUAGGAGGUGGACUCAUAGGAGGUUACGGAAUCGGUGGUGGUUACGGAAUCGGCGGUGGUUACAGAAAGGGCUACGGAUCCGGCAUUAUCGGAGGUUCCGGAAUCGGCGGUGGUUACGGAAAGGGCUACGGAUCCGGCAUUAUCGGAGGUUCCGGAAUCGGCGGUGGUUACGGAAAGGGCUACGGAUCCGGCAUUAUCGGAGGUUCCGGACUCGGCGGUGGUUACGGAAAGGGUUACGGAUCCGGAAUUAUCGGAGGUUCCGGAAUCGGCGGUGGUUACGGAAAGAGUUACGGAUCCGGAGUAAUUAUAGGUUCCGGACUCGGCGGUGGUUACGGAAAGGGUUACGGAUCCGGAAUUAUCGGAGGUUCCGGAAUCGGCGGUGGUUACGGAAAGAGCUUCGGAUCCGGAUUCGGCGGCAAAUUCAUCGGAGGUUAUUACGGAAAUGACAACGAUUUUUACGGAUAUAACAACUGA